AUGAAUUUUUAUGUGGGUCUGCUGGCUGUGGGUCUUACCCUAUGCCAGGUGACCGAGGCCAAUUUGAGCCAAAGUUUUAUUGAAAAGUGUGUGAACGAAGCUAAAGCCAAUGUGGAUGCAAUCUACACUUAUUCCCGACAAACGAGUGUUGACCGGGUGAAGAGAGACACAGUAACACCUGCAGACAUCCUGAGGCUUCUGAAGCAGCCUAAAGGUCUGUCCCGUGGAUUCGUGCGUGCAGCUGACUAUAUGGACAACGCGCUUCAUCUGAUCAAAAGGUCCCUGGUAAAACGUCCCAAACGCUCCAUUAAUGCUACAGAUCUGAUCUCAAAUGAUGACCUGCAAGUGAUAGCCAGACUUACAGGCUGCUCUGCACAAACAAGACAAAUAGCUUGUGCCAAUAUUACCAACGUGAAUGUGUACCGGACUGCAAACGGUGUCUGCAAUAACAAGAAUAAUCCCCGUUGGGGCGCCUCUAACAUCCCUUUUGCCCGCUGGCUGCCGGCUGAGUAUGAAGAUGGAAUCUCUCUUCCUAAAGGCUGGACUGAUGGGAAGAAAAUCAACAAUUUCCUCCUUCCCCUGGUGAGGGAUGUUUCCAACCGUAUCCUGGCAACAGCUAACGCUGAUGUGAAAGGCGACCCUAUUUACACUUUCCUGGUGACAAUCUUUGCUCAGUGGACGGACCACGACCUGACUUUCACCCCUCACUCUCCAGCCAUCAGAUCAUUUAAUAUGGGCAUUGACUGCGAUAAGACCUGCGCCAACACAGAGCCAUGUUACUCCAUCAAGUUCCCCAAGAAUGACCCCCGCGAUCACACAGAGGAGUGCAUGCCCUUCUUCCGCUCUUCUCCAACUUGUGGUUCUGGCAACACAGGCUACAUCUUUGGCUCCAGCACCACCCGCCAACAGUUGAACACGCUCACAGCCUUCCUUGAUGUGGGUCAGGUUUAUGGAGCUGACGACAGCAAGGCUCGCCUGCUUCGGGACUUGAAUACAGACCAGGGCCUGUUGAAGGUCAAUGGAAACUAUAAUGACAAUGGCCGUGAGCUUUUGCCCUUCUCCACCAUGGGGGCCAACAUGUGUGCCACCCGACGCCGCAUCACCAAUGAUGAAAAUGCUCAAGAGGUGCAGUGCUUUAUUGCUGGUGAUGAUCGUGUCGAUGAGAACAUUGGACUGACUUCUGUACACACUCUGUUUAUGAGAGAGCACAACCGUCUAGCCCGAGCCCUAGCUCAGCUCAACCCACACUGGGAUGGAGAGAAAUUCUACCAGGAAGCACGCAAGAUCAUGGGAGGGUACCACCAGGUUAUCACCUUCAGAGACUGGCUUCGCCACAUUGUUGGCCCAGAUGUCAUGGCUAAGAAGCUGUCUACCUACCCCGGUUAUGAUGAAAAUGUGGAUUCUGGCAUUGCCAACAUUUUUGCUACAGCUGCCUUCCGUUUUGCCCAUGGGAUGGUUCAACCCUUCAUCUUUCGUUUAGAUGAAAACUACCAGAAUCAUCCUACUUACCCCACACAGGUCAUCCACAAAUCCAUGUUUACACCAUGGAGGGUCAUCUUUGAGGGUGGGAUAGACCCAAUCCUGAGGGGCUUGGUGGGUUCCAGGGCGAAGCUGAACACCCAGGAUCAUAUAUUGUCUGAUGAGCUGAGGGACAGGCUGUUUAAGUUCUCCAUGAAGUUGGCAUUGGAUCUGGGAUCACUGAACAUGCAGAGAGGCAGAGACCAUGCACUCCCUGGCUACGGCAAAUGGCGUAAGUUCUGUGGACUGUCUCAGCCCAAGAGUCUGAAUGAGUUGGCCACAGUGUUGAACAACAAGGAGUUGGCUCAGAAAUUGCUGGAUCUGUAUGGCACACCUGACAACAUUGAUCCAUGGCUGGGGGGAAUAGCUGAGCCGUUCGUCACUGGAGGAAAAGUGGGACCCCUGUUUGCCUGCCUUAUUUCCAACCAGUUCCAAAAGAUCCGCCAAGGAGACCGCCUCUGGUGGGAGAAUCACGGUGUCUUCACUGAAGCGCAGAGGGCAUCACUGAGGGAUACAUCACUGGCUCGUAUCAUCUGUGACAACACUGGCAUCACCGAAGUACCUGAAAAGCCCUUCCUCUAUCGGCCUCGUGGUUCUGGUUACACCCAGUGUGACAAAAUUCCUGCAUUUGACCUCAGCCCGUGGAAGGAGAACAGACAAAGUCCACCUGGGCCCCCAGGACCACAAGUCCCUCCCGGCCCCCCUGGCAUGGAAGAGAAAGUUGCCUUUUCCGUACGUCUCGGCAGUGACUUCCCUGAAGCUGUUAGCCCCAUCUCCUUCAAAGAUGUCAUCUACAAUGGGCAGAACAACUACAACACUGAGACUGGCUACUUCACCUGCGAGCACCCAGGGGUGUAUGAGUUUGAGUUCCACUGCACAAUCCACCAGGAAGCAGCCAGCAUCGAUCUGCUGCAUAAUGGGAAGCUGAUUCUGCACUCGUUCACCACCAAGCAGAGUGGAUACGUCACAGCCAGCGGCAGCACCUUCGUCAAGCUUGAGAAGAGAGACAGAGUCUGGCUGGUGGCCAAAGAUGGUGCCAAUGGACUGACGAGUGACAGCUUCUUCUCUGGUCAUCUGCUGUUCACUGAGUAG
Nematolebias whitei (Rio pearlfish) is the source of this 2610-nucleotide messenger RNA. Its product is annotated as eosinophil peroxidase. The coding region runs from base 1 to 2610 and encodes 869 amino acids. The transcript is spliced from 14 exons. Gene Ontology annotation, molecular function: protein binding; peroxidase activity; heme binding. Lineage: Eukaryota; Metazoa; Chordata; Actinopteri; Cyprinodontiformes; Rivulidae. Gene Ontology annotation, biological process: response to oxidative stress. The record is from RefSeq and is a predicted model, not a curated record.